Molecule: messenger RNA, 807 nt
Organism: Xyrichtys novacula (pearly razorfish)
Lineage: Eukaryota; Metazoa; Chordata; Actinopteri; Labriformes; Labridae
Source: the annotation of a GenBank genome assembly
AUGGCUGAUUCUGUGGCUGCAGAUGAUCAGAAAUUCUGCUUACAGGAGGUGUUGGACACUUUCAAACUCUGCUUGACGGAGAAUAAAGAAGUGUAUCUGGAACAUUACGUGGCUGGGUGGCGUGGUCUUGUAAAGUAAGUUCCUCAGGUUCAGGUGUUUUGGCUUCUUUCAGACAUAUGCAGGUGGAUUAUGGAGCAUCUGCUGUGUUUACUUAUCAAAUGGAGGCAUAAAAACACACAUCAAAUCAGGAAAGAUCAUAAUUUUUUUGUUUAUUUCUCUACAAGGUUCCUGAGCAGCUUGGGCAGCGUCUUUGGCUUCAUUUCCAAGGAUGCAGUCAACAAGAUCAAGAUCCUGGUUGGCUACAUGGAGGGCGAGAAUGGCUCCCAGUAUGUCACCAUCCAGUCUAUGGUGAAGUACGAGCUGGAGAAUGAACUUGUGGACCUGACCAAGAGGGGAAGCCACCCAGAGUCUGGCUCUCGUACUCUCCUGAGGCUCCACCGCGCACUGAGGUGGCUGGAGCUCUUCCUGGAGCGCCUCCGUACCAGCAGCGAGGACAGUAAGACUUCUGUCAUGUGCUCAGAGUCCUACAACGAGUCCCUCGCCCAGCACCACCCUUGGGUGAUCCGCAAGACCGCAGGCAUGGCUUUCUGCGUGCUGCCGGGGCGCGCUGCUUUCUUCGAGGUGAUGAAUGUGGGCACGCCGGAGCAGGUGGUGGCCAUGUUAGGGGAAGCUCUACCUCUUAUUUCUGAGGUGUACCAGAUCACAGAGGAACUUUACACUCAGAACAACAUGCUAGAUUUACCGUAG